ACCCAUUGUCUUGCUCACUCCCCUUUCACCCUCAAAACAUUUAAACUGCAAAUCCCCCCUUCUCUCUCUCUAAAUCUUCAUUUCUCAGUCCCAAACCUCUGUUUCUCUGAUCCGUCUACCCCAACAAUGAAGUUCAGGUCAAUCUUCAACCCAAGAGAAACCUUCCUAACAUGCAAGCAACCCAAGACACACUCUUUCAGAGCAGGUCCAGACAUUUACAGGAGCAUAAACUCAGUCUACAUUGCCUCUGAUGCCAAGACCCAAGCCGUCCUCGGCCCUAAACUCCACGACCCAACAGCCCACGACGCGUCUUUCUCCGAACCCAAUUCUUGGUUCUUCACAGACGACAAGAACUCCUCUCAUUCUAGCGGCUUCUCGACCGAUAUAUCCUUUCUCUCUCUAGAAUCUAACGCGUUGGAAGACGCAGUUGUUGAUGGUUUAGUUAGGGGCCUAUGCUCCAAGAGGUUCUUCUUUGAGCCUGAAGACACAAGUUCCAUUCUUGGUGAGGCCAAAGACAGAGAAAAUGAGGAGAGAGAAAGCAAGGAAAAUGGUGGGGAUGAUUUCAUAAAAGAAAGUUUCAUGCUGGCUAUGGAGUCUGAUGAUCCUUACAUGGAUUUUAGGGUUUCCAUGGAGGAGAUGGUGCAGGCGCAUGGGAUAAAAGAAUGGUCCUGUUUGGAGGAGCUUUUACAGUGCUAUCUUAGGGUUAAUGGUAAGAAAGCCCACAAAUAUAUUGUAGGAGCAUUUGUUGAUCUUCUCAUUGGGCUUUUAUCAGAGGGAAGCCCAUAACUAGAGCAAUGUUAGACAGAGAAAAUUAGUAUAUGAUUCUCAAUGUAAAUUAUCAUUUGAGAAAUGCAAUACAUAUAGCCUUCACAGUUUUGAUA
This is a messenger RNA of Amborella trichopoda, 881 nucleotides long. Its product is annotated as transcription repressor OFP13. Gene Ontology annotation, biological process: negative regulation of DNA-templated transcription. The record is from RefSeq and is a predicted model, not a curated record. Lineage: Eukaryota; Viridiplantae; Streptophyta; Magnoliopsida; Amborellales; Amborellaceae.